AGCCUAUCUUCUUCCCCACCAGCUCAGGGUGUGUGGCCCAUGGCAGCACAUAGCCCAGGAAAUGCCUUCCAUGGGAUUCCCACCCUGCACUGGGAGAGGAGUCAGGGUGGGAGGAAAUUCCCCCACAUCACGUUUCCUUCCUGGUUCAGGGUCAGAUUCCAAGGGCCUGGCCAGUUCAAUUCCCAGUUAACUCUGGAGUUCGUUGCACUACCAGAAAGGAAAGCGGGGGGCAGGCCAGGGGCCUUUCUUCUCUGAGUAGCAGUUCGGUCACCGGUAAAGUGGAAAAGCAGACCCACCAUCGAACAGGGGAUGGACGGUGUGCAGCCACCCUGGGGUGGGGUUAGAAUUAACCCAGUUCACAGAUGACAUGAAGCCACCGGGUUGAGCCAGGAUGCAAUCCCAGGUCUGACAGCUGCAGCUGAGUGUCUGGGCCCCCUGCACCCGGUGGUUGGAAAGAGGGCUUCACUCCCCCUCCCUUCUUCCUAACUUCCUCCCUUUUCCCCAUUUCUGGAGACCAGGAGACUAAUGGUGGGCCAGGACCCCAAGGUCUCAGCUGGGAUGGAGCCCUUGGGUUCUAGCUUGCAGCUCCAGGGCUCAGCCAGUUCAUUGUUGGGUGACCUGUGCAGUUACCUCGGGCACCAGGCUUAAUGUUCUGCAGUUUCCACUUGACACUUUUUUUUUUUUAAUUAACAAGGGGCUACACCUUUUCAUUUGGCACUGGACCUACCAAUCACGUGUAGCCGGAACGUUCCCCUCCCACGCCUAACCUUGUCAGGAGAGUCUGGAGACCUGGCAUUUGGCCCACAGGCCUUUUGUGCCCUGUCUCCCCUUACCCAGGGCCCGGUGGCCCCAGAAGUCUCUGCAGGCAUGGGAGGAGAGCCCUGAGAUGGGGAGGCAGGGAGCCAUGCUGUGGGAGGCAGCAGGCUGGCGGCCAAGCCACAACUGCUGGCUUGGCAGUGGUGAGUGUUUCUAAGCUGGUGUUGGGCAGAGGUAGGGGGCAAUGUGACCUCGCAGAUGGGGGCGGGGGUUGGUGGGAGAACUUCCAGGCUCAGAGAGAGGACUCUGGAGUCAGACUUGGCUUAAUUCUGGCUCUACUUCCUGCUGCAGGACCCUGGUAAGUUAGUGCCUCCCUCCUGGCCUCAGUUUCCUCACCUGUAAAAGGCACAGGGGUAGGCACAGGGAGUAGUCAUACAACUCACGGGAGAGAGAUGGCACCCAUGAAGUGGGGUGUCAUCAUUUUCAGUGGGGUCUCCUUUGCUCACCCAGCCCUGCCUGCCCUGGUGGUGAGGGAUGGGCAGAAAGACCUCCCACCACCAUCAGCCGUGUCUGCUCAUAGCAUCACCCUCCGUCUCCCAGGCCCAGGGUCUGCUGGGUUUGAUCAGACUACAACUCCAGCCAGUCCCAGGAGGUUGCCUCCCCUUCCUGUUCCAUUACUCGGGAAACGCAGGCCCAACCCUUGGUGUCCAGUGUACACCAAGGCCCUUUGUCUUGGCCCUGCCCUUGGGUGGGUUAGAGGUUUAUUGCUUUGUUGACCCAAAUGUCUUUCUGGAGUGGUAACCUGGCAGCUGCGAUCCGCCAGCCAGUUCCUCCAGGCAGACGAAGAUGACUGGAGAUUGGUUCUGGGCCUGCUGACGUUCUCUGGACCCCCUUCUCUGCCACUGCAGUUCCUGCAGUUUCCCGGAGAUGAGGAAACUGAGGCUCAGAGAGGUCACAUGGCUUGCCCGAGGCCCCUCAGCCAGUAAGUGGAGGAACCCGGAUUUGCAGUUGAACCUGAGAUGCUGUACUGACCAUGGCCUUCUCAGAGCAGGACUGUGACGGGGGCUGACCAAGGGAACAGUGGUCCUGGCUGAGGGCACUGCUCAGGCAAAGGUCUGACCACACACCCCUACCUGGGCCACCUGCAGGACACUGGCCCCUGCCCCUCAGCAGACGCCGGAGAGAGAUGAAGAACAACAAAGAGCAGCGGUCAGCAGUGUUCGUGAUCCUCUUUGCCCUCAUCACCAUCCUCAUCCUCUACAGCUCCAACAGUGCCAAUGAGGUCUUUCAUUAUGGCUCCCUGCGGGGCCGGACACGCCGGCCUGUCAACCUCAGGAAGUGGAGCAUCACUGACGGAUACAUCCCCAUUCUUGGCAACAAGACGCUGCCCUCCAGGUGCGGCCAGUGUGUGAUUGUCACCAGCUCCAGCCACCUGCUGGGCACCAAGCUGGGUCCUGAGAUCGAGCGGGCCGAGUGCACAAUCCGCAUGAACGACGCACCCACUACGGGCUACUCGGCCGAUGUGGGCAACAAGACCACCUUCCGCGUGGUGGCCCAUUCCAGCGUAUUCCAUGUGCUGCGGAGGCCUCAGGAGUUUGUCAACCGGACCCCUGAAACUGUGUUCAUCUUCUGGGGCCCCCCAAACAAGAUGCAGAAGCCCCAGGGCAGCCUGGUGCGUGUCAUCCAGCGGGCAGGCCUGGUGUUCCCCAACAUGGAGGCCUAUGCCAUCUCCCUCAGCCGCAUGCGCCAGUUUGACGACCUCUUCCGGAGUGAGACAGGCAAGGACAGGGAAAAGUCCCACUCAUGGUUGAGCACAGGCUGGUUCACCAUGGUGAUUGCGGUGGAGUUGUGUGACCACGUGCACGUCUAUGGCAUGGUGCCCCCGGACUACUGCAGCCUGCGGCCCCACCUGCAGCGUAUGCCCUACCACUACUAUGAGCCCAAGGGGCCAGACGAGUGUGUCACCUACAUCCAGAACGAGAACAGCCGCAAGGGCAACCACCACCGCUUCAUCACGGAGAAGAGGGUCUUCUCGUCCUGGGCCCAGUUGUACGGAAUCACCUUCUCCCACCCCUCCUGGACCUAGGCCACCCCGCCUGUGGUGCUCUCACGAGGGGCACGGGAGAAGUGGCUCUCCGCCCAGCUGCUCGACCCGGGGCCGUCUCCUGGCCAAUCAAGGCUGGUCAGGGUGUCUUCUGGACGGUCAGGCCUUGAAGCAGGCACAGCCUCCAGCCAUCCAGGGCCUGGAGGAAUCUCUUGGCCAAUCAAGGAUUUGGGCUUCUGUGUGGUUAAUCGGGUGUUGAGGGUAUUUUUUGUCUAGUCAGGGUCUGAGCAUAGUCAAUCAGGGUAUUUUUGAGUAAUCUGAGGCUAAGGUCACGUCCUUUCCCGUGAGGCCUUGGUUCAGAACCCCAGGAUGGACCCCAAAUCACUUCCUAUUGAUGGGGAUGGUGGGGUCCUGUCCCAGGAAGCCGCCUCCUCCCUUUCUAGAGCUAGAGAGAGGUUGGGUGGGGGUAGGGGGCCAGGCUGGGGCAUUUGUGGGGUUGGGGGGCUCUCCAGGGUGGGAGACUGGUGUCUGGGUCUUGCCUCUACCCUGAGUGGCCUUGAACAAACCCCUUGCCCCGUCUCUGGGCCUCCUUCUGCCUGUGUCAGGUUCUAAUUGUAGAGUCUGAGAACCCUCCCACCUCCUCCCACUGACCACCUUGGGUCUGUCCUCCAUUAAGACUGGGCACCUCCAGCCACCGCCCCUUGCUGGGGGACUCAGCUUCCUGUGGGUCUGGGAUUCCCUUCCUCACCUCCUCCUGGAAACUUGAGGGUAUUUUUGUGCAACUUCCUCAGGCUUUAGGGAACUCUGAAAAGAAUGGACAAACCUUCAGCUGUUUUCUUAGCCCCUCUGCCCAGCUGCCAUUAGCCUGGCUCUUUAAGAGCCAGGCCCCUGUUUCUGCCAUCCAGCCAUGAGGUUUUCCACCUGCUGGAGGAGCCUUUGGGGCUGAGAGGAGGGGGGAUCCCAGCCCAACUGAGGUUUUCCGAAGCCCCUUCGUUUGCAGCUGCUGGAGUAGUCCAAGGGCCUUCCCCCACCUGGGCCUGGGAAGGCUCUAGAGGCCUGGGAGCUGUCGCCUAAGUUCUGUCAUCUCCCUCUACAUCAGGCACUUUAUUGCUGGGCCUCAGUGGGCUGGAUUUACCCCCCCCCCCCAGCUCUUCUGGAGUCUUGAAGGGAAGAGACUGGAGGGCUUCCUGGAGGAGGCUGUGGAAUGGGCAGGGUCAGGUGGGGAAGGAGGCCAGCAGUGAGUCAUUGCACUUUGGGGCAAGGGGUGGGGGCCGGCGACUACCCUAGACUUGAUUUUGUAAUGAUUUGUACAGAAAUAAACGCACCUAAACUCCA
Messenger RNA from Bubalus bubalis (water buffalo), 4135 nucleotides. It is a transcript of the gene ST6GALNAC6, whose product is annotated as ST6 N-acetylgalactosaminide alpha-2,6-sialyltransferase 6. Gene Ontology annotation, molecular function: alpha-N-acetylgalactosaminide alpha-2,6-sialyltransferase activity. The transcript is spliced from 7 exons. Bases 1943 to 2842 code for a protein of 299 amino acids. The record is from RefSeq and is a predicted model, not a curated record. NCBI's taxonomy places the organism in Eukaryota, Metazoa, Chordata, Mammalia, Artiodactyla, Bovidae. Gene Ontology annotation, biological process: ganglioside biosynthetic process; oligosaccharide metabolic process.